AGCUAUCUGAGUAAUAAUGUUUAUUUUUUAAAUAGCUUUUUAACAUAUUAAAUCCAUUAUUAUCCAGAAAUUUCACAUAUGAAUCUACUCUACGCCAUGUUUGACUUUAAAAUUUUAUUUAAAACUACCGUCACAUAUUUGUGCGUUUCGAACGAGUUGUAUCGUUCUUGAGAAUGUGUUUCAUUUUUUACAUUGUUUAUCUUUGUUUUUAAUAUCCAAUUAUCAAGAAUAAAUGAAUUGCUAUUAUGCGGAUCUUGCGUGAAACGCGAAAUACGCAAAUCCCAUAGUCGCGUUCGUGCCUCCCAACGCAUCGGCCCGGAUUCAUCCAAUAGACCCGCGGGGAGGUUGUUCCCGCACCGCAGUAGCGUGGUAACCCUGCGCCCGGGGAGAUGAAUUAAUUCUCUCUCUCGGCGAGAGAGAAUUCUCGCAGUCAGAUGUUUCGCGCGAUAGCUCGCCGCCGCGCGGUGUCCACGAAUUUCGUGGUUUCGACGACCGGCGGUUGCGUGCUACUGCUACUCCGUUCGCAUUCCAUCACUGACGUGGUACUGAUACGUCAUACGAGCGCUUAUCUCGCCGCCCAGUCCGACGCCCGUCGACAACCUGAGACGUGCGCGCGACCGAGAGUGCGGGCUACUCCUGGCACGCGUCGUCGCCCACGGUUCUCCACGGUCGUCGUUCCACGCGCUACGUAACCCUACCCUCGGUAGGUCACCGCACCGUUUGUCUUGACCCCGGCAAACGUCAUCGCGGGCCGUCUGAGUGAUUCCACGUGGACGCCCACGAUGCAACUCCGGAGUCGCGCGACCCGACGACGUUGAAAGAGAAAAAAAGAGAAUCGACGAGAGAACUCGACGUGCGUGCGACACUCCGGCCUCGGUGUAAACGUUCUUCAAGGAAUCUCAUUAUUCCUUCCUGAACGAAGUAGUAGACGAGGGACUGAUUUUCGAUCGUGUAUACGUUUGCAAUCAACACCGGUGCUACAUGGUAAGGAUGAACAGAAAGACCAACAGUGCGACGGCCAGAUUGAAACAGGACUAUCUGCGCCUCAAGAGGGAUCCAGUGCCGUACGUGCUCGCGGAGCCAGUGCCUUCGAAUAUCCUGGAAUGGCAUUACGUGGUCAUAGGGCCGGAAAAGACGCCGUACGAGGGUGGCUUUUACCACGGAAAACUUAUAUUUCCCGGGGAAUUCCCGUUCCAACCACCUAGCAUUUACAUGACCACCCCAAAUGGCCGAUUUAAAGUCAACACAAGACUGUGUCUCUCCAUCUCCGACUUUCAUCCAGAUACGUGGAAUCCAGCGUGGAGCGUGUCUACCAUUCUCACCGGCCUGCUGAGCUUCAUGAUUGAGAAGAGUCCCACGCUUGGCAGUAUAAAUACAACAGAUUAUGAGAAGAGGCAGCUGGCUGCGCAGAGCUUAGAAUAUAAUCUGAGGGACAAGAUGUUCUGUGAACUUUUUCCUGAAACUGUCGAGACGAUCAGAGCGGAAUUGGAACGUCGGAAGGAACUCGAGAAGCAGGCGAGGCAUCAAUCUGCCGCGUCCGAGGUCUCCUCGUUAAUACGAGACCAGUUCCAGAGGGACCAGAGCCCGUUGCACAGCGCUUUGGCUAAUCUUGUUGUCAUCAUUGGCUUCGCGGCGUUUGCAUACACAGUGAACUAUGUGCUGAAGAGUAUAGCCAUGGAAUAAGUCGGAGUCGAACUGUGUGUAUUUCAAGCUACAUCGAGUGAAAAGGAGAGAGAAAGAUAAAGCCGUGAUAAUUUUGCAUCCUGAAAAAAAUGGGAAUUACGAGGAAGAUCUAAGCUCCUGUUAUAUUUGCCUAUCGAUCUUUCGAGUUAGUGCAGUGACGAGCGCCAUUUCGGUUCCACGCGGCUCGGAACCUUCGCCAGUAAACUGUGGAUAGUUUAAUAGAUUUUUAUAUCGAGGAUCGGUUGUAAGAUACAAGCUGUAUUAUACUCGCAAAUUCUCUACGCGCUCUAACCGUACGAAGAGAAGAAUCUCUCUAUUCGUACGUGAUACAAUGUACGCAAGGCGAAACAAUGUAUAAUCGCAGUGGCUUCCCCUCGGCUUGUUUAUGUCGGAUUUGCUCUUUUUCUGAUUGUGAUUUGUAACUGGGGGAAAUCAAGUAUCUUCUUUGCGGUGCUGACAACAUCCUUCCGUUCGUUUUUACGCUUUUACGAUUGUAUAUAUUCAAAUCCGGAGAAGUUUGUGUACUACGGUACAUAUUUGUCCGUUCCAUUUACAGCGAAUCUCUCGGAUAGAAAUGCACAAAUUUAUUGCACUUCGCAAUGUGCCAAUUAAACCAAAUUGAAAAAUGAAACGUAAUUUCGGCAAGUCAGCUAAUGCUUUGCAGCCUGUGACUCAUACCGUUAAUGAGAUGAGCCCGUAAUUUUGUAAAUAUAUUAUAAAGACGGAGGUGAUAGAGAUGGUAGACGUCUUUACGCCACUACAUAAAAGCGGAUGUAACUAUAUUCAUUGCGUCAUCAAACAUUAUCUCGACUUCCCCUUAAAAAUUUAGCGAUGUUUUUUGUUUGUGCUAAUUAAGAUGGUUCGUAUAGUAUUGGUUUUUUGUUAAUUUCUUCCAUUCGAAUUGACAUUUUUCCUCAAUUGACUCGAAAAAAAUACAUUAAUUCAAGUAAAUUUCUGCUCUUCCAUGACUAUAAUAUUGAACGAAAAGUAAUAAUUUUGUGUAGUUCCUACAAAAAGUAAACUAUAAUUUGAACAUAUUGAAAAUUGAAAGUAGAAAAAAUAUAAUUAUUUGCUUUUUUACGAUAUAUCAAUAAUCUCUACCAACAAUUUUUUCGUCGAAUGGUGGGACAAUUGUUUAAUAUAAUGUUACUUUUUAUCAGAAUUUACUUCACUAUUGUAUCAUAAUCGAUUACUGAAUUUCUACGGGUGAAUUUUUUAUUUUAAUGCGUAUUUCUUCAAAAGUGUUAUAAGGCAAUUUCACAGUUAUGCUUAUGCAUAUUCUAUUCUGUCCUUAUAUGUAUAAACAUAUAUACGUAAUUAUUAAAUAAUUACGGCGAAGUAAUGUAAAUACAUGUUAUUAUUAUUACUGUAAACGUGUGGAAUAUAGUUUACAUAUCUAAGAAA
Messenger RNA from Monomorium pharaonis (pharaoh ant), 3087 nucleotides. RefSeq names its product ubiquitin-conjugating enzyme E2 J2. Bases 982 to 1683 code for a protein of 233 amino acids. The transcript is spliced from 4 exons. The record is from RefSeq and is a predicted model, not a curated record. NCBI's taxonomy places the organism in Eukaryota, Metazoa, Arthropoda, Insecta, Hymenoptera, Formicidae.